Messenger RNA from Lates calcarifer (barramundi perch), 2306 nucleotides. It is a transcript of the gene dctn5, whose product is annotated as dynactin 5. NCBI's taxonomy places the organism in Eukaryota, Metazoa, Chordata, Actinopteri, Centropomidae. The transcript is spliced from 6 exons. Bases 138 to 686 code for a protein of 182 amino acids. The record is from RefSeq and is a predicted model, not a curated record.
UUUUCAACUCAUACAGUCUGAGAAUCCAUUCAUCAGAAUCGGCUGACAGCAGAGCAGAUAGCAAAAACAGAUAGAUGCUUUGAAUAUUAUUAUCAAAUAAUCAUCACUGGCUCAAAUAUUUAACCAAAUUCCAAGCCAUGGAGUUGUCUGAAAUACUGUACAACAAAGCGGAGUACAUUGAGACGGCUUCUGGCAACAAAGUCAGCAGACAGUCAGUGCUGUGUGGCAGUCAAAAUAUCGUCCUCAAUGGCAAAACUAUUGUUAUGAAUGACUGCAUCAUCAGAGGAGACCUGGCUAAUGUCAGGGUGGGCAGACACUGUGUUGUGAAGAGUCGGAGUGUUAUUCGGCCACCCUUUAAAAAGUUCAGCAAAGGGGUGGCAUUCUUCCCACUACACAUCGGAGACCACGUCUUCAUCGAGGAGGACUGUGUGGUCAACGCAGCACAGAUUGGUUCCUAUGUCCACAUUGGCAAGAACUGUGUCAUAGGUCGUCGCUGUGUGCUGAAGGACUGCUGUAAGAUCUUAGACAACACUGUGCUUCCUCCUGAGACAGUGGUGCCGCCUUUCACUGUCUUCUCUGGAUGCCCAGGUCUGUUUUCUGGAGAGCUCCCAGAGUGCACACAGGACCUGAUGAUUGACGUAACCAAGAGCUAUUACCAGAAGUUCCUGCCCCUCAGCCAGAUUUGAGACCCACCCUCAAAAGAUCUUCAGCAGGGUCCACACCUUCUCCAGCCAGUUCCAGGUCAGGCUUGGGUUGUGAAUGUCAGACUGAAAUGGACUCUCAGAGCUCACCUUCUAUCCUUCGUCUCCCAGAGGCCUUGAGUUUCUCUGCCCAAGGAAAUACUAUUAGCAUUUAGAGCCAUUAUAUUAUACUGGUUUUUGAAUAUGAGAAGGCAGUUUUUGUUUGCAGUUUCAGAUGGCAAUGAGAGCCCUGAAAAGUCUUUUAAAUCCAGAAAUCCUAUAAGGUGUCAAUACCCAACUGCACAGAGCAUGCUCAUGUUUACCACCCCAGCUAUUGUGGGUCUAAAAACUAUGAACACUUUGAUUUUCUAUUGAAGUAGCAUUUAAAGAAAAUCCUGGUCAUUGUGCUGCGGAAAAACUCAAGGUCCUCUGUUUGGCUGCUGAUAAUCACAGAGACCCACAUGUAGGUUGGUUGUCACUCCUUGGCAGCAGCAGUAGUUGAAGAUGAGGAGGUGGAUGAGCUAUGAAACAAAAGAAGGUGAAGGGUGGAGGUGUUUGAAGGAUGUGGGAACACAGCUUGUAAGAUACUGUACAACAUCCAUGGACCAAAAACAAGAGCAACAACAGUUGUGUUUGAGGAUGUUGGCUGUACAUGUGCAUUAUUCAUAUCCACAGUUCAGUUUUAGUUCCUGUCCCGUUUUGUUUUUAAUGUUAAAGAAUGUGUUUGUUUGCGCUCUUCUCUAAAGGCUUAUGUUAGUCAUAAAAUUUAUUUAAUAUGAUGCAGAAUUUCAUUUCAUUACCUUUCAAACAACCAAAUCAGCUGCAGCAUAGGAUGGCUCUCUGUGCUCUGCCUCUGUUGUUGUAAGCCUACAAUAGCCAGAGCCAACAUCUCAAACAGCAAAGCAUAUAAAUAAAUAUAAACACUCGAAACUCUGCCUGAUAGGAGCUGGACACUGUUUUUUUUUUUUUUUGGUAAUGUGUAACUAAGGUCAACUUUACAGAUGUUUUAUGAGGAAGGAAAUACUUUCUACUUGUGAAGCCCUCAAGCAUACACACGGUGUGUUUUGGUAAGAAAAGGCAGAAUGUAAACACAACUUUUAUUUGUGUAAAGGUGCCCUGCGGAAUUUUCUUUUAAAUAAAACAAAGUUGUAUUUAUAUUCAGUGUUGCUCACCAAAACACAGCGUGUGUAUCCUCGAGGUCUAACAAAUGUGUUGAAUGCAUUUCCUUUGACAUGAAACAUAUGCAAAGGCGAUUUUUCUUAAAGGUUUGAAUCCCCCCAUCGUUUGCAUCUUUGUUUACCAGUUUAGCAGACAGUUUAUCAAGCCACCUGCAUACAUGUGUGUCUUGCACAAGAAAAACAAACAGGGACUCACUCCUAACAAGACUCCCUACUGCUACAACAAAACCUUCCUUUGUAGUUUUAAUACAGAAGAAAAGCUGAGUUGAAGGCAAAAUGCUAACACUACAGUAUAAGAACAGGAUCAACGUAAACUUUGCAGGCUUGUCAAAUCUCUCCAUGGCUGUCCUCUGGCACCACCUAGUGGCUUGUAGCACUUUCUAAGAGAAAGUGACAUUUCUGUUGACCUUUGAAAGCUCAAUCCAGAAAUAAAGUCACCACAAACUCA